AGGAAUCCCAUUUCCGAGACACCGAGAUUUGUUUGCAGCCGGACGAAACGGCAACACGGUGGUUAAAAAUAAACUGGCCGCCUUUGCCGUUUGGUGUUGGUUGGAGGUGCGUAGCACGCAACAAACGCGAGCAUAUUUUCCCCGUGUGGCAUCUGCUGAAUUGGUGUUAGCUUCUAGCCCUUAGCCCUGCCGACAGCCAGUAUACGGUGCGUGUGCAUUUGUUUUGUUGAUUGCAUUUUGCUCUACUGCGGGUUUCCAGUGCGGCAGCUUAAACGGGAAACUAUGACAACCUACUCGACCGACAGUCAAGGAAAAUUCAUUCCGGCUACGCAGCGCCCGGACGGAACAUGGCGCAAACCACGCCGCGUACGCGAUGGUUACGUACCGCAGGAGGAGGUACCACUGUACGAAAGCAAAGGCAAACAGUUUGCUCAGAAACCAACCCUGCCGCCCGGUUUACCGCCGGAGGUGGUACAAAAGGCAAAGGAAAAGCGUGAACGUGAACGGUUACGGCAGGUGCGAGAGGAACAACAAAGGAAGGAGCAGCAGAGCAAAAAACUGCAAAAUACCUUACCACCCGGAGUGUUAGCGGUUGACGGUGCGGUGGGUAACAGUGAAAAACAGAAGGCCAACACGGCCAAAAACAUGAAUGCCGCUUUACGCUGCAAAAAGACACCGGAACUGCCCGACAUACUGUUGGAACAGCGACCGCCAGUCAAAACAAAGCAACCCCACCAGCAGCAGCAACACGCAAAAUCGUCACAACAAAAGCCCGCCACCGCUUCCAACAGUGAUUCCGCCGUAGAGGAACUGGCAAGCGCCUUCGCUUCCGGUGCACAGCUAAAGCAACCAUCGUCAACAACAACCGCUUCGGUUGAAGGAGCCGAAGGACAGCAGUUGGAGGUGGCGAAAAAGCUACGCAAGCUCCGGAAGAAGAUACGCGAAAUAGAAGCAAUCGAAACAAAGCUAAGAUCCACCGAUGGGCCAAAGCUGGACAAGGAUCAGCUGGAGAAGGUGAAGCGGAAACCGGACAUUCUGCAGGAGAUUGAAGAGCUUGAAGUGCAAUAUUCCGCCGGUGCCAUGUGAUGAUAAAAGCGAUAAUAAGACCGAUGGGACCGACUUUAGUCCCGCUUUGCGCAUUAGGAAGCGCGGUAGAGAGUAAUCCCAGAAACUGGUUUGUCAGGAUGGCUGCAUUUAAGUUGUCCGGCGAAGAAGGAACCACAAACCACUCGUUGUGUGCACUUCGGAUCAAAACACAUUCGCAAGUUGGUAGUUGUCGCGGUACUGAAUGGCGCAGAUGUAGGAAGUUUCUUCGCUGUACAAACCCACAUGAAUCGAACCAAGCGUCGUGGAUCGAUACGAUUGGUGGUGAGCCUAAAGAAGAACUUAAUUUACCGCGUAAAAAGAUGCAGUGCUUCAUUCGCCCACACUUGUUUGCCACUGUGUUACGGCGGAAUCAUCAUAACGAAAUUAAUAUUUCCGUUCACAUGUCGAAAACGAGGCUCGAUUAGCUUCCGUACACACACUCACGUUCAGCGGGGGUGUCCUUUUUUCUUGUCAGUGAUUGUACAUCCUCAUAGGCUUAGUUUAACCGUUCGAUCGGAUCGUACGGUCGUACUGCCGGGAUCUUGCUUUUACUUUUUUAUGUAUGUUUAUAAAAGAGUAGCUGCUAACGUUCGCUAUCUGUUCUGCGUAACAUACGGCCUACUAUUACGCUCGUCGAUAGUACAUAUUUUCGAUGCUUUAUUUGAUCUAUCUCCCCAUCGAGCUAAAGCUCCUGUUCCGCCGUGUUUUAGUCGAAUACGGAACAUUUUGUUUCUCUUUUACUUCACAGUCCAACCGUCUCGUGGACUGGUUAGCAUUAACAGCUCCUACGUGUAAGCAGUUUUCGUGUAGCAAGUACGUAGGCUUAAGAUUAAACUAGUGCUAGACGUAAGUUUUAACGUAAAUUGUUAAAUGAUAUAAAAAGAAUGGGCGAGCGAACGAUGAGCCAGAGCAGGUAAACUACACGGUUGAGUUGGAACACGAAAAGUCAAUAAACGUUUUA
This is a messenger RNA of Anopheles moucheti, 2047 nucleotides long. It is a transcript of the gene Pym, whose product is annotated as partner of Y14 and mago. Lineage: Eukaryota; Metazoa; Arthropoda; Insecta; Diptera; Culicidae. The coding region runs from base 283 to 1086 and encodes 267 amino acids. The transcript has 2 exons. Gene Ontology annotation, biological process: exon-exon junction complex disassembly. Gene Ontology annotation, cellular component: cytoplasm; exon-exon junction complex. The record is from RefSeq and is a predicted model, not a curated record. Gene Ontology annotation, molecular function: RNA binding.